Messenger RNA from Linum tenue, 215 nucleotides. The record is from the annotation of a GenBank genome assembly. Lineage: Eukaryota; Viridiplantae; Streptophyta; Magnoliopsida; Malpighiales; Linaceae.
AGAUUGGUUGCUUAAGGAUGAUAUCUGAGGGGCGUUUUCAUUUGUGGACUUCGUGGUUAGAUAUCGCCAGGAUGUUGCUUGCCAACCAAAUGGAUUUGAUUGUGGACUAUUUGUCAUCAAUUACUUGCUGGAUCCAGAUCGAUAUUCCAAGAAGCUUGACCAGUUCCACAGUGACUAUGAGCGGGCACAACUUACAAUGUACUUGCUCACUACGG